AUGCGGAGAGGACCUGGUGGUGUUGGUGCAAUAAAUAGGCAGCGUCUUGCUAAAGUAAGCACAGAUUUUUUACACACAUGCUUUUCAUGUAAGCGCCUUGAGUAAUAUCUCUAUCUCCCCACGGCUCUCUCCAGUGUCUGUUUUGUAGCUUUUUCGGAAUCCUUUAGUUAUAUAUUGUCUACCUGAGCAACUGUAACUGCAUUUGGACCGUAGCCAAACCGGGCCAUCCUAUUUUUAAAUAAUAUUAUCACAUGUAAGCUUACAUACUAGUUCUGUACUUCCUCAAAGAAAAUUGUUCCCAGAGCUGGGGCAAGGGGGUUGGGGGAUGAAUGUAAAAUGACCGGGUGGCCUAAAUUCUCACAGAGGGGGACAUUUGGGGUUACCCAAUACUGCAAUACUGUAGGAAAAAUUGGAAAUUCCCAAAUACGGUGUCGAAACUCGACUAAAUAUGGGUACUGCGUUUAUAAUCAGUCGUGCUUGCAUCUAUCCGGUGUAAUGACCUUGCCAACACCUUGAGUAACCUCAGCUAUUGCGAGAAAACAUGCGAAGAUCACAAAGCUUGGUCAUUAGAUGCAACAACAAUCACAUAAUUUGUAGACUAACUGCCAGGAAAAAAAGCAUUUUAUUUCAGUGUCAAUGUAUUUAGCAGGAGGCCGGACUGCCAUUUAAUGUGGUCAUCCGAGCCACAAAAGAUCUAGCCAUUUACGGGGCAAAGGAAGAACCUUCAUUUCUCAGUUAUUUAAAGACCCUGAGUACUGGUUUGGCCCCAGGAAUUGAACCCCAACCUCCCGUUCUGUAGUCAAGCACUCUACUGACUGAGCUAAUCCUGCUGAAAAUGUGUAAUCAUUUAAACCAUGCCUACUGUGUUUUGUGUUGUAAUUGUAUUGACCUUUAUUAGACAGGAGAGCGCAAGUGAAUGGUACGGCAAUACCGUGAAGGAUCUUCUUUUAUCAAAAUACUGUCAUCCAAAGUGAUGAAAACCGCACCCCACAGGGCUGGAUAAUUCUGCAAUACCACACGUUAAAAUUUUAAUAACAACAGAAAUACGGCUUAAAAAAAUAUAUCAGUACCACAAUACUGUAAACUCCAAUGUCCUCCUCCACAGAGAGUCCAGCCCAUCACUAAAGAGCAAUUUUCGCCUAAUGUAAAAAUAUAUUCCUUUUUAGUACUUCUUUAUAUUUUCUAUCUUCCCCCUCAGGAAAAGUAUGCCACAAAGGGAACAGAGAUUGCAGACAUCCAGCUGUCACAGGUAAUUUCAGGGUACUAAUAAGGCCAUAGACUCCAUGCAAUAGUUACUUAACCAUUGUUAAAUUUCUUGAUAUAUUGCUUGAAUGUAUUUUUAAGGCACAAAAUGUAAGCCUGUUUGACUCAACUAGAUACACCGUGCUGUCAAGUAUCUUGCAGCUUUGAUGUAUUACUGCAUGCUAACCUGCAAGCAGGCUCACUUGACGUGCGAAUUCAAGGAAACUUUUGGUGGCAGGGCCGUCAUCCAGCGAGGAAAAGUGAGCCUACACGUGGGCUGUUGAUAUUUAAGUUUCUUCCCUUUCGAGGUGUCAAGAUACUAUACAACAGGAGCAAAGCAAAUGUAAAUAAGAAUUAGAGGAAGCUGCAAGAGGAAAUGUGAUGCAAAACUGCAUCAGAGGUCAAAUCCUGUCAGAAACAAAAACCACAGAAAUAGAGAUCUAUGAAAAAGACCACUUUCAUCUUGACAAGCAGCAAAAAUAACAUUUGCUGAUUUAAAAUUAAGAAUCCUUCCAUAGUAUUAUCUACCUGUAAGAAACAGCCUGCUUUUUAACAUGAGUUUGCAUGAAGAAAGACCACCUUCAUGACCUCACACUGUGAGACAAGUGAUGAAAAGAGGCUACUGAAUAGUUGCUUGAUCCAAAUUAUUAAAGAAAUAUCCUCCAUAGCAAAAUAAGGUACCCCUUAGAAAGAAAACUAUAAAUUUUCAUAUGGGGCAAAAGUUAAGGGCAGGCCAACCGACACUUUGUAUGUCCAUUCACUUUGUGGAUGUUUAUAACCAGUGUCCUUGGUUUUUUGUCAUAAUUAUGUAGCCUUUCAAAGCAUGUCACUUUUAACUUAUAAAUUGUUAUUAUUAGAUUGCUACAUUCAUCAACAAACACAGAGCAUUAAAAAGUCAAUAGCCCACAUGCAGGCUCACUUUUCGUCACUGGGUGGUGGCUCCACCACCAAAAUUUUCCCUAAAUUCGCACAAGUGAGCCUGCUUGAAAGCUAACUGCAUGCAUGCUCCUCCUCUGCUUCUGUUAACUUUUCAGAUGGGUAAACAGCUGGAGUCCUUCAAGACAUCUCUGGAAGAUUUUGCUGGGAAAUACAAACAGGACAUAAGGAAGAAUCCAGAGUUCAGAGGGCACUUUCAGCAAAUGUGUGCUCGCAUUGGUGUUGACCCUCUUGCUUGUAAGUCAUUUUUUUUGUAGGCUAUAGUUUACACCAUACUAGUUUCGUGCAAGCCCAGAAAUAGUUCCAGUAUGGUAUGAAUAGCCACGACCAUCUUAGCUCUGGGGACCUUUUGUUUCACAUAGAUCCAAUUCACCUACUUCCACCUAACAGUCAUUCCAGCCUUUGUUUCAAAGCGAAGCACACAGCCAUUGAUGUGAAAAUGAUUUUUAAUUCUCAUGCAAAUGAAUCUUGUAUUGAAAGUGAGAGUUUUUAGAUCUUUAAACUCUUCUGCUCAUGAUUUAUACUUACAUGUACCGGUACUAACAACACCAAAAAUUCCUGUUCUUCAGUCAGUGAAGCUUUAUUUCUGAUACAAAGUUUUAUUAAUAUGUUAUAGCAAGCAAAGGUUUUUGGGCAGAGCUGCUUGGUGUGGGAGAUUUUUACUAUGAGGUAAGUUAAGCAGAAGUAGGUCACAACAGUUUUACAAUAACGAGCUGUCAUUUGUUGAUCACUAAGAGACAUGAUAAGAUUUUGAUUUUACUAACAGAAAUAAAAAAGAACAGACUUUAUGUUCUUCACUUAAUUUCACUUUCAUGAUUCCUUUUUUUCUAUCUUCUAUCUUUUAUAAAAAAAAUAAUGUCAUAACGUAGAAAAAUCAAACCCAAGGAGUUAGUUUUUAAAAAUGGUUUAAGGAAAGCUGUGGGGAGCAGAUCAGAUGAGAGAGAUACACGUAAUGUUUCUUGUGGAUUAUUAUUUACAAAUGUAUUUUAUUACAUUGCAUUGGGCUGUCAGUAUUUGUCACUGCUAGUAAUAGCUAUAAUUAUGUCAAUGUUAUAACCUAAAUUAAAGCUGCAUUUAAUAAUUCAAAAUCAACAUUUUCCAUGUUUUCUGUAUAUUUCAUAGUUGGGUGUUCAGAUUGUUGAAAUCUGCAUGGCAACAAGACCAAGAAAUGGAGGUUUGUUUUGAAACUAAUGAACAAUUUAUUCACAAAAAAACCCUUAAAUUUGUUACUUACUCUGUAAGAAAGUGCUUUCAUAGCUAAAACAAAUAAGCACCUAAUGACUGGGCCCAAUAGAGAUAAAUAGAAAAAGAGUGUUUCGUUUUCCUUUAACCCCCAAUGCCCCCUUGGCAAGGAUGUUGAGAAAACAAAAUGCACAGAUUCCCUUGGGCCAGUCAUUUACCUUCCACCCAAGUCAUUUGGUUGAUGUGACUCAGGCACAUAGACUUCCCACAGUUUCAAAGUACAUGACCUGAUCUUGGCAAGUGAGUUUUGUUCACUCUAGGGAGCUUUGAAAACUUGUUCCAUAGCAUGUGAUCCAGUUGGAAAACAUAGUGGAGUUUAUGGGUUAUUGAGUGGGUUGAGGGGCUUUGGGGCCUGUAUAAGAAACCACACAAAAUGUUCCUCUUUUAUUCUUUGCAUAAAAGUGGAAACUGCACGGAAUACCAAGUCCAGAUGGCCACCUUUAGGUUUGUCGAAAAAAGGAAAUAAAAUGCUAAAAUAAUGGGAAAAAGCAAACUAUGAAAGAUUAUGGAAGCUGAAAAACUGACCUCAAAAAUGACCAAAUCUGCAAAACUGAAAAUUCCAAUGCUCUCCUCAGGUGUAACACUGAAAAUAUUUAAGAACAUCAGACAGGAUAUAUAUACAGGGGCCUCUAGUCUUUCAUUUCAAUUAUUCUGCUGAUAAAAUUUUAUAUGAGAAGCAAUUAGACAAGCUCAUCUUCAAGUCAAUUUUUGGAGAGUUCCAUAUAGACCUCUAUCGUUAAGCAUAAUAAUUUUUUUUUUUCUGUACAGGUUUGAUGGCUUUGGGUGAUUUGCACAAAAAAAUUCUCAAGACCAGCAAGUCAAGACAAGAUGUGACUGAGUAGGUAACUAAUGCAGGAAAUACGUGCCAGUAUUAAUGAAUGCUGCCAGCUAAGGCAAAGGUUCUCUUCAUGUCAACAUGAUAUUAUGCCAAUUCAAAAACUCAUUAACAAUUCAUAAAGAAAAAACAAUGAGUGUCUUUAAUGAGUGUCUUCAUAUCUGAUAAAGACACAGCUAAACUUAACAAUGUAUGUCCAAUGGGCCACUUCCGAGUUUUCGAAAACCCUCACUUUCAAAAUGAGGCCAAGUGCACAACCUUUCUUGUGAAAAUGAGUUUUAUUUGCAAGAGAAUGAAGAAUUAUUUCUGUAUCAAUGGCUGAGCACUUAACCUCAUUUUGACACAGAGGCCCGGGGGAACUCGGAAAUGGCCUAUUUUUUAGACAAAAGUAACCCUAAAUCUAAAUAUAAGUGUAAAUCUAAAUAUUAGUGCAAGAGUGAGUUGAUCAUUAUUAGUACAAGAGUGAAUUCCCCAGACAGUAGAGUUGGAAAGAAUACCCGUACACAAGAAGUGCAAGUGCAAAGAAUUUUGCUUUCAAAUGAGGCUUGGAGGUGAAAUUUACUCAUUUGACGUAAUCACAUAUUAAGGGCCAUUUAUUGUCUUUGCAUAAUGUUAUAGGGAUGACUUGGCUCGAGCAAUAAAAAAGCUUCAUAUCUUGGGCAGUGGUUUCCAGAUCAUUCCAGUUGGAAAGAAGCGUCUUGUUCAGUCAGUACCAGGAGAACUUAGCAUGGAUCAUGCUGCUGUUCUUCAGCAGGCCCAGGUACUUGCUGUUGUUACUGUUGUUGUUACAUCAAAAAGCAAUAAGGUUAAGAAGCAAAACGACAACUUUGUAUGUGCAGCACCCUUUUGGAAAGUACAUUUCUUUGUGGUCACUGCACGGUUAAGAGGGGAAAAUGGUAGCCUGCAUUUCUCUGAGCAUGCAAUUUGCUCGCAAAAGCGCCAUGUUGAAACUUCCCAAAGAGAGGAGGAGAUGGGGCAAGUCAAAGGGAGCGGGGAGGGGACGGGAAGAGAGAAGUAUUUUUUUCUCCCCUCCCCCUCCCCCUUUCCUUCUUUCGCCCUUGCACCUACCGUAAGGGUUACUAUUUCUACUCUCCCCAAUCUUCCACUGUCAUAAAAUCAAAGAUGGCGGCUACAACAAUAUUACGAACACGAACAAGGUUUUGCCCACCCAAAAUGUGCCUAGGAAAAUGGCAAACUUCAUGAUUUAUGGAGGACUUAAACAAACUAUGAUGAAAUAUUCCUUCUGUUAUUUUUUUUAACUUGGGUGUGGCUCUUCGAAAUUCAACUCCAAGAAGUUUACUGGCAAAGUAAUUGGGUUUGAAUAAUUGCUAUGAAAAUUGAAGGAAGAACGUGAAUUCACUUUUUAAGCAAUGUUUUCUCUGCCGUCGCUGUUCUAGUAUCUUGAGGUCCAAAUUGUUGGAAAAUGUUAUGGAUUUCUGCUCUGUGUGUUGCAUGAUUAGAAUCUGAAUAAUCAAGAUCUUGACUUUGAUUUCUCACAAUAUCUCAAAAACCUCAUUCAAUAGAUACUAUUGGUUCAGGUAACAUGUGCAGGGUUGUAUUUUAAUGAGGUGACAACUAUUCAGUCCCUAUGCACUUAAUACAGUUUCCUUGUUUUUUUUCACAGGGGAAUGGGUAUACAUCAAUUUCUGUCAUCGCAAAAGAUUUAGGAUGGGAACGGGAUCGUGCGAUACGAGCCUUGGUAAGUUGUUAUGUAUCCUAAUAAGAGAUCACUGUCAGUGCGUCACUAUCAAUUGGACUACAGAUACGAGAUUGAGUACAAGUACAAGUUUUCAAACUUAAUUCAUUCACCUCAUAUAAUUUCUUUUUUAAAACACCAACCUUAUCCCUAGCUUUUAUUUACGAUAUGUACCAUACUAGUAACCAACAGGAAAAAAUGUAUGGCUCAUAUAUGUACUCGUAAUAAGCCAAGGUUGUUCUCAUAGUCAAAUCAUAGAUUGCUAUUAACAAUAAAAUUGGAAUUCCUAAGUGCACUGUGAUACACUCAAAGAUAAAUAACGCAGAGAAACGAAAAAAAACAAGUGGCUACCAAAAUUGAGAUUUGCGAUUCAGUUUGAUGCUUUGUUUAUUAUAGGAUCACAUGGUUCAUGAGGAAAUGGCUUGGGUAGAUGAUCAAGCACCCAAUGAAAGAUUGUACUGGUUCCCAGGCCUCUUCCCAGAAACCUAG
This is a messenger RNA of Porites evermanni, 6440 nucleotides long. NCBI's taxonomy places the organism in Eukaryota, Metazoa, Cnidaria, Anthozoa, Scleractinia, Poritidae. The record is from the annotation of a GenBank genome assembly.